Molecule: messenger RNA, 1243 nt
Organism: Solanum tuberosum (potato)
Lineage: Eukaryota; Viridiplantae; Streptophyta; Magnoliopsida; Solanales; Solanaceae
Product: GDSL esterase/lipase At5g45670-like
Exons: 5
Coding region: 66-1163 (365 amino acids)
Molecular function (GO): hydrolase activity, acting on ester bonds
Source: RefSeq, a predicted model, not a curated record
UCUUUUCCUUUCUCUCAAAUUUCUUCUUUUUAAUUUUUUUGUUUUUAUUUUUUGAAGGAUUGAUAAUGUGUGGAGAUUUAAAGAUAAUAUGUGUGUUUUUAUUAAUGUUGAGUUUAUUUGGGGAUAAUUAUGGUACAAAAGGAGAACCACAAGUGCCUUGUUAUUUUAUAUUUGGUGAUUCAUUAGUGGAUAAUGGAAAUAAUAAUGUGAUUAGGUCAUUGGCUAGAGCUGAUUAUUUGCCUUAUGGAAUUGAUUUUCCCGAUGGACCAACUGGAAGAUUCUCCAAUGGUAAAACUACUGUUGAUGUCAUAGCUGAGCUUUUGGGUUUUGAUGAUUAUAUUCCACCUUAUGCAACUGCAAGGGGUAGAGAAAUACUUGGAGGUGUCAAUUUUGCAUCUGCUGCUGCUGGAAUUAGAGAAGAAACUGGCCAACAAUUGGGAGGAAGGGUAACAUUUUCAGGUCAAGUAAAUAAUUACAAGAACAUAGCUCAACAAAUAGUGAGAAUAAUUGGGAAUGAAAAUUCAGCUGCAAAUUAUUUGAGUAAAUGUAUUUACUCAAUUGGAGUUGGAAGUAAUGAUUAUCUCAACAAUUAUUUUAUGCCCCAAUAUUAUUCAACAAGUAGACAAUUUACUCCUCAACAAUAUGCCAAUGUUCUUAUCCAACAAUACACUCAACAAUUAAAGACAUUGUACAAUUAUGGAGCAAGGAAAUUUGUGUUGAUUGGAGUGGGCCAAAUUGGAUGCAGCCCAAAUGCUUUGGCCCAAAACAGCCCAGAUGGAAGAACUUGUGCUCAAAAUAUUAAUGUGGCAAAUCAGUUAUUUAACAAUAAACUGAGGGCACUUGUGGAUAAUUUAAAUAGAAAUACACCAAAUGCUAAAUUAAUCUACAUUAAUGCUUAUGGAAUAUUUCAAGAUUUAAUUGACAAUCCCUUUGCUUUUGGAUUUAGAGUGACGAACGCUGGAUGUUGCGGAAUAGGAAGGAACAAUGGACAAAUAACAUGUCUACCAUUUCAAAAUCCAUGCCCAAAUAGAAAUGAAUAUUUAUUUUGGGAUGCAUUUCAUCCAGGUGAAGCUGCAAAUAUAAUUGUUGGAAGAAGAUCUUAUAGAGCCCAAAAGUCAACUGAUGCAUACCCUUUUGAUAUUCAACGUUUAGCACAAUUGUGAAGAAAAAAUAAAUAUGGUUAUUAUUAAAUAUAUAAAAAUUAUAUGUAUUGCAUUCUAACACUCUGUUUGUAUCAUUGUUA